CUUAAUCAAUUGACAAAUUUUUCCUUUUUCUUCUUGGUAUUUUAAAAUCUAAUAUUGCAUUUUACUAUUUAGGGCUUUGAAGUGAUUAAUUAUGAUUUAAUUUACAGCAAACCCUAUCUUUUUGUAUGUGUUCUUGUUAAUUUUCAUAGUUAUUGUUAAUUGAUUAAACAUGUUCCAACAAUUCAUUGUGUUAAAAGAGGAUCAUGAGAGCAAAACGAAAAUUAAACAAUCAACAAGAACAUGUUGAAUACAAGUUCUUUUAUUUAUUUAUUUAUUUUUUCAUCCAUAUAUUUAUUAACAAAUGUUACAUGAAUAUAUAUAGGUUUUUUUUUUGUUUUUUUUAUUUUUUAUUUUUCUGAAUUUUUAACUCAGCUUUCAGAAAUUUGUUAAUAGUAUAGUUGGAUCCAUUUUCUGGUUUCUUUUCUGGUGUGGAUUGCAGUCCUGAUGAUACACCAUGGGAUGGAGGUAGAGUCCAAGAGACACGCCGUGGAGUGCAACGCAAAUAAUAUUGAUGGAUAAAAGUUGGAUGCAAAUUCCGUCUAGGAUUGAUCCGAGAUACGCGAAAGGGAUUAGAGAUUUCCUCGAGGUAGCUAAAUCCCAUGUAGACGGUGAGAAUCAGACUAGGUGUCCUUGUUCCAAAUGUCGUAACUCUGUAUAUAGGCCACUCCCAGAGGUUAAAGGACACUUGAAUCAGAAUGCGAUACAUAGGGAGUAUACUCAUUGGGAAUGGCAUGGAGAGGAAUAUGAUAUAGGAAGUAAUGAGAAUUUAGAGGAAGAUGUUGAUGAAAAGGAAGGUAAUGAUGAGGUACCGCAGUUGCUAGAAGACGUGUGCAUGGGACAAUUAUGCAGUCAGAAAUGCCAGAUGUUCAACGUGGGAUGGGCAAUGACUUGCCAGAUCCUAACAUAGGAGAUGGUGGGUUCCCAGAUUUAUUACGACAUGCAGAACAUGAGUUAUAUUCAGGAGAGAAAUGUUCAAAACUAACAUUCCUUAUGAAGUUAUUACACGCAAAGGUAUAUAAUAGAUGGAGUAAUACAUCAUUCACCAUGUUGCUAGGGAUUAUUAAAGAUUCAUUGACUAAAAUUGACAUUCCAAAGUCACAUUAUGAGGCUAAAAACAUACUACGUGAACUAGGACUUGGAUAUAAAGUGAUACAUGCUUGUAUAAAUGAUUGUGUCCUAUUCUGGAAAGAGCACGAGAGUAUUGAGGCGUGCCCUCGGUGUGGUGAAUUUAGAUACAAAAAUCAUGAAGUUGAAGGUAAAAAAAUUCCCCAAAAGAUCCUUCUGCACUUUCCCCUGAAAUCCAGGCUUCAAAGGUUGUUUAUGUCGAGGAAAACGUCGUCAGAUAUGAGGUGGCACAAAGAGGAGUGUCUUAAGGAGACUAAUGUGUUGAGACAUUCAGCUGAUUCUUUAACAUGGGAGGAAUUUGACAAAAGGUAUCCUUGGUUUGCAGAGGAUCCUCGUAAUGUUCGACUAGGUCUAGCAAGUGACGGAUUUAAUCCAUUUAGUAACAUGAGUAAUUCAUAUAGCAUGUGGCCAGUAAUGGUUGUUCCGUACAACUUGCCACCUUAGAAAUGCAUGAAAGAACCAUAUUUGUUUAUGUCAUUGCCUAUUCCUGGACCGAAAUCACCUGGUAAGGAAAUAGAUGUGUACUUGAGACCAUUGAUUAAUGAGCUAAAAGAGUUGUGGGCGGAUGGUGUAAUCACUUAUGAUGCUACUACCAAGCGUACUUUCAGAUUACACGCGUCGGUAUUAUGGACUAUGAAUGACUUUCCUGCCUAUGGAGAUUUGUCUGGUUGGGUCACAAAGGGGUACAUGGCAUGUCCUAUUUGCAACGUGGAUAAAUGUUCAAUGCGUUUGGAGAAUGGAAAAAAGAUUUGUUACAUGUGCCAUCGUCGUUGGCUACCACCGGAACAUAGAUGGAGAAAUUGGUACAAACAGUUUGAUGGUAACAAGGAGAUUAGGUAACCACCUAAAGAAUUGACUGGUGAUGAGGUGUUUCAACAAUUACUCCAAAUUAGGGAUGUUGACUUCGGAAAGGGACCUACCAACAAGAAGAGGAAGCGUACCAAAGCUGAGUUAAAUUGGGCUAAGAAGAGCAUAUUCUUUGAAUUGCCUUAUUGGUAGGGCCUUAAGCUAAGACAUAAUCUUGAUGUUAUGCACAUAGAGAAGAAUUUAUGUGAUAACGUAUUGGGGACAUUAAUGAACAUUGAAGGUAAAACAAAAGACAAUGUGAAGACUCGAUUGGAUUUGCAAUCAAUGGGCAUAAGAAAGGAAUUACAUCUUAUUUCUAGAAGUAACAAGUUUUUUAUGCCACCUGCAUGCUACACAUUGUCUAAAGAAAAGAAAAUAAGCAUUUGUGAAUGGUUGAAGGCUGUGAAGUUGCCAGAUGGAUAUGGUUCCAACAUAUCUCGCUGUGUGAAUACUAAAAAUUGUACUAUAUCUGGUUUGAAAAGUCAUGAUUGUCAUAUACUUCUGCAACGUCUUCUUCCAGUUGUUAUUCGUGGAAACAUAUCAGAUAAGGUGUCCAAUGCAUUGGUAGAGCUUGGAUUAUUUUUUAAAGAGUUGUGUUGUAAGACAUUGAAGCUAGAAGGAAGCACUUGAAAGGGACAUUACAUCCUUACUUUGCAAGCUAAAGAUGAUCUUUCCACCAUUCAUUUGCCUCGUGAGGCUAAAGAUGAUUUUUUGAUGUGAUGGUUCAUCUAGCCGUUCAUUUGCCUCGUGAGGCUAUCCUUGGCGGGCCAACGCAAUAUCGUUGGAUGUAUCCUAUUGAAAGGUGUGUUUUAUUUAUUAUUUCUAAUGUUUAAAUAUAUUUCUAAUUGUGUUAAAUGUAUUUUAUAAUUAUGUCAAUUUGAAAAUAAUACAGAUUUUUACAUACUUUGAAAUCAUAUGUUCGCAACAAAGCACGGCCUGAAGGUUCAAUUGCUGAAGCUUAUAUUGAUAAUGAGUGUGUCACGUUUUGUUCGAUGUAUCUUCAAGGCAUGGAGACAUGUUUCAAUCAAGAGGAGAGAAACUUUGACGGGGGCAAAUCCAUAAGUCAAAUGGUUUCUCUAUAUUCAUGUAGAAUGUUCACCCAUUAGGGGCUAGACAUUAUGAAAUGAUAGGAUCUGCAGAUCUUAAAAAGGCUCAUUUUUAUGUGCUUAACAAUUGUACAGAAGUGGAGCCAUUCCUACGGUAAGUAAAAUUGCGAUAUUAUUAUAUUAUAAUGUCUAAUGUAUUCAACUAAACUAUUGACAAUUUCAAAAAUAAUUAUGUAGUGAACACAAGGAAGAUCAGAGUCAAGAUCCUAACCAUGUAAUGGAAUUUACUGAAUGGUUUAAAGAAUGUGUAAGUUGCUAAAUUGAACACUCCUGAUUUAUCUCUAACUAUUCUCAUUUAUGUGAUAUAAGCUACUUUCAUUUGCGUAUAGGUUAAAGGAUUGCGUCGUAGUAUGUACUGAUGAUCUUUUUUCCUUAGCUUGUGGCCCUGACUCAAGAGUAAAUCGAUAUAUAGGCUGCAUUGUGAAUGGAAUUAGGUUCCAUACGAAGGAUAGAGAGAAAAAUAGAAAAACACAAAAUAAUGGUGUGAUAGUUAAAGGAGAAGACAUUGAUUUUUAUGGUUGUUUAACAGACAUCAUUGAAUUGUCUUAUGAUAAGAAAAGACAAUUAUUUUUAUUCAAUUGUGAUUGGUUUGAUGUUAGGGCUGGAAUUCAUAAAGAUCAAUAUUUCACUAGUGUCAAUCUCUCCCGUAAAGCUUAUAAUGAUGACCCAUUUGUGCUAGCUGACCAAGCAAAUCAAGUUUUGAACCUCAAGGACAAUAAAUUAAAGGGUCAAUGGGAAGUUGUGCAACAGAUUAAUCCUAGAAACACCUACGAUGUUCUAGAGAAGGAUAAAGAUGGGUUAAAUGAAAGAGAAAGUAGUGAGGAGGUUGCAUAUCAAGACUUUGAGUCUUUAGAGGUUAAUGGGGUUGUUUGAGACACAUAAAUUGACUCGUUGAUCUUAACUAACAAUGACAUGGCAUUAGAUGAAAUUGAUACAGAUAUGGUUCAAAAAAGCCUGAAUAAUGCAAAUGUUCAUGGUGGUGGUCCAAAUGAAGACGACUCAUGUCUUGAUGAUGAUAGUUCAGAUGAAGAAGAUGCAUUCAGCAAUGACUACUCAGAUGAAGAAGAUAUUCUGCUUAUUGACGAUGAUACCGAUAUAGAAUAGUAUUUAGUGUAGAUAUGGAAAUUUAAAUUCGUGAAUUUAGUAUAAAUUUUUCUGCUAAGAUGUACUCAUUUCAGUUAUAUUUUUUUCGUAAUGCUGAAUUCCAUAAUAAAUUGCAUCUAUUCAUUUUAAGUCUUGAUUUUUUGUUUUUUUUUCCCUAUAUUGCAUGAUUGAUGGUAGUCUUUAAGUAAUAUAUCUCCUUCGAAACAAUAUGCUUUUGUUUUCUAUGUUAUAGUACUUUGCUUCUAGCAUACAUGGCUUCUAAUUGUCAUAGUAGGGUGAUGCCCAGCACUAGUCAGAAUGAUGAUCAGGUUCAGUCCACACCAGUUAAGACUCAGGGUUCUACCACAUCUGUGAAAAGGCGUGGUCCCACAACGAACAAGGCAUUGGAGAACAUACGGAUGCGCAAUAAAAAGCAACCCAUACAAGUUACAUUUAAGGAUGGACAAUUGCAGCCGACAUGUGUGAAUGGAAAGCUCUGGAUAGCAGAAGUUGGAAUGCAGGCAAAACGUAUUCCUCCCAUAUAUCCGAGAUAUGAUAAGAUACCCCUUGAAGAGAAGGAGAUCGUUAUUGGAAGAAUUAAGGAAAAAUUUAUAUGUAAUGAUGAAGAAUAUCAUACAAAAGCAAUUGCCAAUCAAUUGACCGUGCGUUUAAGGGCUCGUCGGCACGAAAUGAAAAAACACUAUGUUAACUUCAAUAAUGACGCGAUUGCUCGGCGUAACCCAUUCGAAGAAGUCUCAAUCGAGAAUUUGAAUGUUUUGUGCGACAGAUUUAGCUCCCAAAAGUUUGUGGAAAAUAAUGAAAUUGGAGAAAAUGAAAGUUUCAUUGAAUUUUAUGCAACUUCACAUAUCAAGAACAAUGAGACUGAUGAGGAGGCUUUGAAAAAAUACGCUGAAAUGGUGAAAAUGAAAGAUUCUGCUAUUGCAAAUGGAGAAAUUAUAAGCCGUGAGAUAGAGGAAGAAAUAGUGUUUAAAGUAUUAGGGCAGUCAUCAAAUUUUUUUCUUGGGCCUGGCGAUAAAUAUAGGCCUACUUCAUCAACUAAUCAUGCAACUCAAAAAGAUUUGGAUGAAACUCGUGCUAGGGCGAAAGAAGCGGAGAAGACUAUGCAAGAGAUGAGGCAAGAGAUAAAUGAGUUGAAAGGAAACAUCCAACAAGAUAUUCAAGAUCAAGUUAGGGAUAAAGUCAAGGAUCAAGUUAGCGAGUUCAUGCUUGCAUUUUUUGCACAAACUGGGCGUGUUCUCCCUCCACCUCAGACUUGAUUUAAUUGGACUUACAAGUAAAAUGUUUGUAAAUAAAUAAAAUAUUUUAGGACAUGCAGCUUAUUUUAUUGCAAUCGAUCUUUUGUUUUCUAAUAAUUUGUGAACCUUUUGAUUUUUGGGAACUUUUGAUUUUUGGGAUGUAAAUAAGUAAAAUAUCUUAGGACCGAUGCUCUUAAUGUUCUCUAUGAGAAGGUAAACUCACAUUGCCUACACUUAAAAUUUAGUUUAAUAUAAUUAUGUUUAAUGCGCGCAUUUGCUUA
This is a messenger RNA of Cornus florida, 5697 nucleotides long. RefSeq lists its product as uncharacterized. The transcript has 7 exons. The record is from RefSeq and is a predicted model, not a curated record. NCBI's taxonomy places the organism in Eukaryota, Viridiplantae, Streptophyta, Magnoliopsida, Cornales, Cornaceae. Bases 4433 to 5437 code for a protein of 334 amino acids.